Carica papaya (papaya) is the source of this 2415-nucleotide messenger RNA. RefSeq names its product transducin family protein / WD-40 repeat family protein. The record is from RefSeq and is a predicted model, not a curated record. NCBI's taxonomy places the organism in Eukaryota, Viridiplantae, Streptophyta, Magnoliopsida, Brassicales, Caricaceae. Gene Ontology annotation, molecular function: protein binding.
UUGCUAAGCUGCAGAAAAUAAAAACAGAAAACGCCCUAAACCCCAAGACUCCAAGAGCGCCACCGUUCCGACUUGCUUCUUCCCUGCCCACCGCCGGCUCCGUCUCUCUUCUUCUCAGCUCUGAUAUGAUGGGGUCUUCCAAUAUUAGAGAUAUACUGACAUGCUUUAGUCCCGCUCUGGAUUAUCUUGCCAUCAGUACUGGAGAUGGUAGAAUUAAGGUAUGGGACACAUUGAAGGGCCAAGUCCAGACUGAAUUUGCUGAUUUGACAUCAACUGAAGCUUCCGAGACGUAUACUAAAGCAGGAAGAGGACAUCUUUCAGUUGAUUAUAAAUGCAUGAAAUGGUUGUCUUUAGACAAAAAGAAGAAAAGGAAGCUUGGAAGUUCAUUACUGGUAUUAGGAACAGGUGGCGGUGAUGUCUUAGCACUUGAUGUGGCUGUUGGUCAAUUAAAGUGGAGGGUUAGCGAUUGCCAUCCUGGUGGUGUCAAUUCAGUUUCAUUUUCUACGGGUGGUUCAUACAUUUAUACUGCUGGUGCUGAUGGGAUGAUCUGUAAGAUUGACCCCUACGCUGGAAACCUCUUGGGGAAAUUCAGAGCUUCUGCAAAGGCAAUUUCUUGUAUCUCUCUUUCAUCAGAUGGGAAAAGGUUAGCCACUGCAUCAGCACAGCUGAAGAUUUUCAAUUGUUCUGAUCACAAAAAGAUACAGAAGUUUUCUGGCCAUUCUGGAGAUGUUCGUUGUAUGAAUUUCACUGAAAAUGGGAGGUAUGUACUCUCAUCUGCUGCCCGGGAAAGGUAUGUUUUAUUAUGGAAGAUAGGUGGUGGAAAAGAGCAGUCAGCUAGCUGUGUUCUUGCAAUGGAGCAUCCUGCUGUUUUCCUGGAUAGCUGGUGCAUUGAUAAUGGGCAAGUUGAUGAGGCUGGGCUAUGUGUCUUGGCCAUUUCGGAAACUGGUGUUUGUUACUUUUGGUAUGGGCAGAGUAUUGAUGAAUUAUGCAAAACAAAGCCCGCAAAAGUUUCAAUAUCUGAUGAAGACUUUUCCAAAAGUCAGAAGGGUUCCUCGCCUACAAUUUUUGCUGCAAAAUUACAAGGCGUUGCCAAAUUUGCCUCCAUACAUGCCUUUAUUGCUUGUGGUUUGCUUGUGAAGCCAACUUUUCAGAAGAUAUUAGUGCACUCUGGCACAGAUAUGAUGUUGACUAGCUCUCGGGAUGGGGUCCUUCUACCAAUGAGUCAGUCAGUCAUCAAUUCCAAGAAAGGGGUAGAUGGACAGAAUAAAGUUACUGCAUUGGACCGUGCUGAUGCGGAGGAUGCCUUACUUCCAAUUCCGAAGGUUGCUGAUUUUCAUGAAAAAACCAGCAGACAUCAAGAUUUGACCGCCGUUGCUGAUCAGAUGAUGGAUGAUUUGGUUGACCAUCAAAGGCAAGCAUUACAUGGAAAAAAUGAAGAUAAUGCGGUAGAUAUGGAAGCUGAUUCUGAAAUGUUUUGCAUGGAGAAUAGGCUGAGGUCACUUGGAAUACUCCAGAGUGAAGAUCUAAUGUCAACCUCCCUGUUUGAUUCUGCAAUGAUAAAGGAUAUUGAUCUUGAAGCUAAUAUGCCACAAAAGAAGAUAGGGUCAGCUGUUCAAUCUAUGGCACCUAGUGAUGCGUACAAGUCACUGGAAACAUUGGUGGCCCUGUGGCAUUCGAGGUCAUAUAGUGGAGAACGUAUUCUUCCGUGGAUUUAUAGCAUAUUGGUGAAUCACAGUCAAUAUAUCAUGUCUCAGGAACCAAAAAACCAUCAGAUGCUUAGUUCCUUAAUUAAGAUUACCAAAUCCAGAGGGGUGGCUAUUCAACAUUUACUGCAAUUAUCAGGGCGUUUGCAGCUUAUAACAGCUCAGAUUGACAAAGGAGCAAAAAGUAUAACUCAAAAUCUUCCACGUGAUGAUCAAAUUGAUGCAAGUGAAGAUGAGAAUGAUGAUAUGGAUGCAAUUCCUUCUGAGGAGAGCGAAUCAGAAAUAAGUAGUGACGAUGAUUACUAAACAAUAUUUAUGUCAGUAGAUAAUCUACUCCACACUUAAAAAGUUCCAUAAUUGUGGAUUAACGGACAGGAGGAGGGUCAAUUUAGCAUGGGCUGUCCAUCAACGCGUGCCAGUUUGUUGGUUUAGUUCAUUUUUGCUGGAAGCGCGGUAAUUCUAACCUGAAAGCAAUAUAUUUCUAGGCACAGCCCAGCAACCGUGUCAUGAAACCUUUCCUUUGUCUAUAAUUUUGUAUCCUUCCGUUCUCCCUCUCUAUAAAUUGUGUCUUCAACCUUUCAGAAGAAAUUUAUAUUUCUCUUUGCACUCUGAUGGAUGCUUUGGUAGUCUAACAAUGGUUCUUCCUUUUGUUCUUAAUCUUUUGUAAUAUUUUAUGGUAGUCCACUUCUAUUAUACUAUAUAUUUAUAACAA